Molecule: messenger RNA, 4493 nt
Organism: Anolis sagrei ordinatus
Lineage: Eukaryota; Metazoa; Chordata; Lepidosauria; Squamata; Anolidae
Gene: RPS6KA5
Product: ribosomal protein S6 kinase A5
Biological process (GO): intracellular signal transduction; peptidyl-serine phosphorylation; regulation of DNA-templated transcription
Molecular function (GO): protein serine/threonine kinase activity; ATP binding; magnesium ion binding
Source: RefSeq, a predicted model, not a curated record
UUCCCCUCUCCCCUUCUCCCCCCCCUCAUUGCUUCAGUCAGGAGGAAGGAAUAUCUAUCUCCAGGGCUGUUCUGCUUUUUUUCUGUUUUGAUCCCUCUCUCUCUCUCUCUCCCCUCCUCCCUUCUAGGAAUGGGGUGAAUCUAAGGGAUUGGCGUCUCUACGAGGAAAUGAUCCACAUUCAUUGCGCGCCUGGUUGUCAUUUCUUUUAAUAUGAUUUAGUCUUCGUUUUCUUGACAUCCAACAUGGAAGACGUUUCUUAGGACCUCCUUUUGAGCUGGAUGUGGGGCGAAGUGACCUCUUGUACCUCAGCGCCUCCCUAGUAUUGAAGACAAGUGGAGUAUUACUAUUAUUACUAUUAUUAUUAUUGUAUCCCGUGAGGAAAUGGAAGGACCUUCGGCGCCACAAGAACAAGGAGACUGGUCCCUUUUCACCGUCAAGCAUGAGCUGAGGAACGCUAAUUUGACAGGCCAUGUAGAGAAGAUUGGAAUUGAAAACUUUGAGCUUCUGAAAGUUCUUGGGACAGGAGCUUAUGGAAAGGUAUUUCUAGUAAGGAAAAUAAGUGGCCAUAAUGCUGGCAAGUUGUACGCUAUGAAAGUAUUGAAAAAAGCAACAAUAAUUCAAAAAGCAAAAACAACUGAACAUACAAAGACAGAACGACAAGUACUAGAGCACAUUCGACAAUCUCCAUUUUUGGUCACUUUGCAUUAUGCUUUCCAGACAGACACAAAGCUUCACCUCAUUUUGGAUUACAUAAAUGGUGGAGAACUUUUUACCCAUCUUUCACAAAGAGAGAAAUUUACUGAAGAUGAGGUGCGAAUAUAUAUUGGGGAAAUUGUAUUGGCUCUUGAACACUUACAUAAGUUAGGAAUUAUCUAUCGUGAUAUAAAACUUGAGAACAUUCUUCUUGAUUCUGAUGGUCAUGUGGUACUGACUGACUUUGGCUUGAGUAAGGAGUUCGUUGGUGAUGAGAAUAAGAGAGCAUAUUCCUUCUGUGGAACAAUAGAAUACAUGGCUCCAGAUAUUGUCAAAGGAGGGGAGACAGGACACGAUAAAGCUGUUGAUUGGUGGAGUCUGGGUGUUCUUACCUAUGAAUUAUUGACUGGAGCCUCACCUUUUACAGUUGAUGGAGAAAGAAAUUCACAAACUGAUAUAUCUAAGAGAAUAUUAAAAAGUGAACCUCCAUAUCCUCAAGAAAUUACUAAUUUAGCUAAAGAUUUUAUUCAGUGUCUUCUGAUAAAAGAUCCGAAGAAAAGACUGGGUUGUGGACAAGGUGGUGCUGAUGAAGUCAAACAACAUCCCUUUUUCCAGACAAUAAAUUGGGAUGACUUGGCUGCCAAAAAAGUGAGGGCUCCAUUUAAACCAAUAAUACGUGAUGAAUUGGAUGUUAGUAACUUUGCAGAGGAGUUUACCGAAAUGGACCCAACAUAUUCUCCAGCAACCACCCCACAGGCUGCAGACAAGCUUUUCCAGGGAUAUUCCUUUGUUGCUCCUUCUAUUUUAUUCAAACGCAAUGCAGCUACUGUGGAUCCUGUCCACUUUUUCACAGAGUUUGAUCGACCUGGAGUUACAAGUAUUGCCAGAAGUGCAAUGAUGAAGGAUUCUGCAUUUUAUCUUCACUAUGAACUGGAUCUGAAAGAAAAGCCACUUGGAGAAGGAAGUUUCUCCAUCUGUCGAAAAUGCAUGCACAAGAAAACUAGCCAAGAAUAUGCAGUAAAAAUAAUUAGCAAAAGGCUAGAAGCAAAUACUCAGAGAGAAAUAACAGCAUUAAAACUCUGUGAAGGACAUCCCAACGUUGUGAAGCUGCAUGAAGUUUAUCAUGAUCAGCUUCACACAUUUAUAGUAAUAGAACUACUGAAAGGGGGUGAAUUACUUGAACGCAUCCAGAAAAAGAAACACUUCAGUGAAACUGAAGCUAGUUACAUCAUGCGAAGACUUGUUUCAGCAGUUAGCCAUAUGCAUGAUGUAGGAGUUGUCCACAGAGACUUGAAACCUGAGAACCUAUUGUUCACAGAUGAAAGUGAUAAUUCAGAAAUAAAAAUAAUUGAUUUUGGAUUUGCCCGGUUAAAACCACCUGACAACCAGCCUCUUAAGACUCCAUGCUUUACUCUGCAUUAUGCUGCUCCAGAGCUCUUGAAUCAUAGUGGUUAUGAUGAAUCGUGUGAUCUCUGGAGUUUGGGAGUCAUUUUGUAUACAAUGCUCUCAGGACAAGUGCCCUUCCAAUCUCAAGAAAAAAAUAUAACCUGCACAAGUGCAUUGGAAAUCAUGAAGAAUAUUAAACGAGGGGAAUUUUCUUUUGAAGGGGAUGCUUGGAAGAAUGUGUCUCAGGAAGCCAAAGAUUUGAUCAAAGGACUUCUUACAGUGGAUCCAAAUAAGAGAAUUAAAAUGACCAGUCUGAGAUACAAUGAAUGGCUUCAAGAUGGUAGCCAGCUGUCAUCCAACCCAUUAAUGACUCCGGACAAUUUGGGAUCUUCAGGAGCUGCUGUCCACAGUUAUGUCAAAGCAACUUUUAAUGCCUUUAACAAGUACAAAAGAGAAGGAUUUUGUCUCCAGAAUGUGGACAAGGCACCUCUUGCAAAAAGAAGAAAAAUGAAAAAGACAAGCACAAGUACAGAGACUCGCAGCAGUUCUAGUGAAAGUUCUCAUUCUUCCUCCUCUCAUUCACAUGGUAAAACUACCCCUACAAAGACACUGCAGCCAGCAAAUCCCACAGACAGCAAUAAUCCAGAGGGAAUCUUCCAGUUUUCUGAAUGAUGAAUAAAAAAUAAUUGGUUUUUUGAGGUAUAAUUAAAUGGGUUUAAACUUACUGCAAUGUGAGCACCUUUGAACAUAGCCCCUGUUUCAGUUGUGUCUCACAGUGGCAUGUUAAAAUUCUUGAAUCAACGUUCAAAAAAGUGUUUUAGAAAAAGUUCCUGUAAAUUGUUUUUAAGCUGCCUGAAACAAUCAAGAGGAGUAAUUCUGCACAUGGAAGUAGAGCUUCUUUUUCCUCACACAAAUUGAUCUUUUUAUAGUUAAGGGGAAAACUAAUAACAGGGAGAAGUACAGAUGAAGGGGAAAUUACUGCUUGAUGAUUGAAUUUAUCUGAGAGGCUGAACUCUUGGACAGAUUAAAAGGAACAGAAGAAAGUAUAGCUUUUGAAUUUGAAAUGCACUGAAUUGGGGUGGAAGUUGUGCAUGGAUAAGUUACCCAGAACUUCCCAUGUAUACCUUUGUUGAAGCACAAGCCCCAUUUGUGUGAGGGCACAGAUGGCCAGUCAAAGAACCACAGUUACAGACAAGCUACCUGUUCUUUCUCAUUGUACACUGAGGAAACAGAGAGUCAACUGAACUAUCAGAAAUCUAUUUACCAAUAAUAGCAUCCUGGGGAGUAUGGAGACCUCUAAAUUAUGGCUGCUUUUCUUUGGAAAUUUCUCAUCUUUAGAAAAAGAGACAAAAUAUAUGGGCUAAAAUGAAAAAUCUAUGCUUCCAUGUAUGUAGCAGUGAUUUUCCGUAUGCUACAUCCAAAGAUUUCAGCAUGUGGCAUGGAUACAAAAGUUCUGGCAAAAGACAUAUGCAACAGUUCAGAUAGUACUUAGUCUGAGUAACAAGUAUGCAGAACUGUAUAAUUUCUUCUAUUCUACACUUUGGCUACUGUCUCUUUUCUAGUUUCAAAGACUGUUUGGUGGUUUUAGUACCAUUGUAGAGUUGAUAUGCUUGCUUGGUUUGCUUUGUGAGCAUUCAGUACUAAAACCACGUGCUAAGGUUUUUUGAACAAAUAUUUAUAUUUAUCUUUAUUCCUAUUUUGAAAUGUAAAAAUGAGUUUUCUUAUAUAACACUUCUAUAUUCCUGUUUAUCAUAUGGGUCCAAAACUUAAGCAUGCUGUGAUACAUAAUACAUGUGACAGUUUAUGCUCUGGUGGUAGCAUACAAUUCAGAGUUUUUAAAAUUCUGCAUAAACGCCUGCAUGAUUUAGUACACUUGUAAUUGCAUUUGAUGAGCUGCAAAAAAAAUGUGAGUGUCUUAGAGAGGAUGGAAAACUUGCUCUAGCAGUUUGAGUUAAGAAUUAUGAGUUUAUUGCACCAUGCAGCCAUGAAAUAUUAAGGUUUUGCUUUCCUGUCAUGAUUUCCAUACCUAUAUGCAAUACUCUUUUAAUUUGCCCCCUUUCAAGUUGGGGUAUCUUUUAACUUUAAACAAUUUAUGCACUGGGAAACCUAUAAAGGGAUUUGUUAUCAAACACUGUGCGUCACAACUAUACACUGUGUUUCUCUACAGCAACUUAUUUCUUGUUGUAGUUGUGAUAAAGGAUGCUUUUUAAUGAUGAAUUGUGAGGCAUAAUUGUCAGUAUGUGCAGAGCUUCUGUACUCUGCAAAUUUUGCAAACAUUGCUUGAAAGUCCUAUUGUGCAUUCAGUCGGACAAUCUACAUUAAACGUGUACAUAGAUGUCUGCAUGCUCCAGGUUCACCCUGCAGAUUUUAAAAACAACUUGCUGCAUUGUAAAAUAACCUAUGCAAAACAAUAA